Molecule: messenger RNA, 463 nt
Organism: Dentiscutata heterogama
Lineage: Eukaryota; Fungi; Glomeromycota; Glomeromycetes; Diversisporales; Gigasporaceae
Source: the annotation of a GenBank genome assembly
CACUAGAUGCUCUAAUGACACUGUCAAAGGUGCAAUUGAUACUAUAGGAAGUGGAUGUGAAAAGGAGCUAAGUAACAAUAACGCAGCAGUCGAAUUCAUUUUUGGAUUUGUCGUUUUCUAUUCUCCUGUGAGAAACAUAACAUGUUUUAAAGAUAAAGAUGAAUAUUGUAAAGAUGAAACUGCUAAGUUCGUCUUAAAUUUACCCAACUCUCCGAUUAAUAUCACCGGCAGUGCUUAUAUAGAUGCUGUAGCUGUUGCUGACCCAGAAAAAAUCUGUACACGGUGUAACAAAGACAUGAUUAAUACUCUAUUCAACUUCCUUAAAAACAAUGAUCUCGCCUUAAAAUUACUUGAAAAGUUGGGAAUUGACAAACACCGUAUUGAUAAAAAGAAAGUUGGUGUUGCUGUCAAAUGCGGUAUUAAUUUCGAAGAUGGUAAAGUUCCCGAUCUUCCACCAAAUUGA